ACGCUUUUAAAAACCCGUUAAAUCAUACAUCUUUAACGUUGAACACUCAUCAGGUGACAUCUCAAGUGAAGCCACUUCCGCUGUCAUGUCAGCUUACUGAAAUUGCCGCAUGUGUCCUGGGGUCUCCCGUAGAUAUUCUGAAACGUAGUAUUCCCUUUGGAACUGCUUAAGUAAUCAUACAAGAGAAAGAAAUGGCUGAAGGUUUUCAGGAAAAGAGUCGUGGACUGAAUUUUGCAGAGAAACAGCUAAUGCGUCAUGGAUGGGAACAAGGUAAAGGUCUUGGUCGGCAAGAGGAUGGUAUAUCGGAAGCUAUCAAAGUCAAAGUCAAAUGUGACAAGGGAGGGGUGGGACAUCACCAAGGGGAACAGUUCACCUUUCAUUGGUGGGACCACGUCUUCAACAAGGCAGCUUCUAACCUAGAAGUGGAAUCUGGCCAGAAUGGUGUCCGGGUGAAGACAUUGGUGGAGGACAAAGAAGAAGGAAUGAUCUCAAACAAGAAGCCUAGGAAAGCCACUCUGGGUAGAGAAAAGCUUUAUGGAUCCUUUGUCAAGUCUGCCACCCUCCUGGCAGGGCUGGAGCAGAAGUCCUCCAGUACAGAUGACAGUAGCUCUGAAGACGAGGACCGGAAAUUGGAUCUUUCUAGCUCCACCAAGUUAUCAGAUGAUGACUUGAUGAAGGCUUGUGGAGGACGCACUGCUCAUAAAGGAGCUAGACACGGCCUAACCAUGAGCGCCAAGCUAGCCAGACUGGAGCAGCAGGAACAGGAGUUCAUGGAGAAGUAUGGCAAGAAGAGCCAAAAGGUUUCCACAGCACCAAAUAGUACCACCACCAUGACCCGGCCAGCUGCACAGAGUCCUGAACCAGAGAAUGAACUAGUGGGGAAGAUCACAGGGAAGAAGGAUAAAAAGAGGAAGAAUCACUCCGGUGACCUUGUGAAUGUGGCUGAAGAGAAUGUUGAACCUGGGAUCUCUGAAAUGACUGACAUGGAAGUAAAGAUUAAAAAGAAGAAGAAAAAGGGACGUUCAGAAGAGCACGCUGGGGAGCUGACAGGGAUUCCUCUAGAGGAAGACCUCAUGUCUAGAGAACAGAAUACAGCAGAGAAAACCAAGAGGAAACAUUUAAAAAACAGGAAGGUGGAAGAGGGAGAACGCUGCAAUAUAAAUGGAAAUGUGCAUGAAAGUGCUGGUCAUAUAGCUUGUGAGGCUAGAGGAGGUAGUGAAGAAAUAUGUGGUGUCAAUCUGCAACACAGUGAGACUACUACCAAAAAGAAGUCAUCCAAGAAGACUGAGGAGACUCCUGUAUGCAUGGAAAACACAGACACUGAAGCUAUUCCAUCUGAAACCGUGGAUGCUGCUCGGCCAAAAAAGAAAAAGAAAGCAGAGAGAAAAGAAACUGUGGAAGAGCAACCGGAGAUAAAAAAGAAAAAGAAGAAACUCAUGGAGGACAAGCAGACCGUAGAGGACUGUGGGUUUGAUAACGCUUGCUCUAUACCUUUAAAAAAGAAACAUAAAUCCAAAUGUAUAAAAUAGGACUCACUGAGCCCAGUCAGUAUUUUUUAAUGGUAUUUUAUUCAGUAUGUAUACUUACUGUAUAUAUUCAGUAAGUAGGUAUUCUUUUUAAAUGGACUGCUAGUCCAUUAAAAAACAGCACAGUAAUUAUAACCACCAUUUAUUCCAAAACCAAACAAUGCAAGACACAUCUUUCAAAAUGAUCCUUUGGAAGGCUGAGUGUUUUGUUGUAGUUAACUACAUGGUUUCCACAUUAGGCGAAACACCCUACACUCCAUCAAAAUGAUCUGAAUCAAAGAUGUCUGUGAUUUCUAUUCCACUUGCAAUCAGAGGUGGUCCAUAAAAACCAACUGUCAUGAAUGUAUGUUUUAUUGCCACAUAGGUUUUCUCUGUAAUGAAAUGUUAUAAAUAAGAACAAUUAACUUGCUGUAAUAAAAUACAUUUUGGUAUACCCUGA
Esox lucius (northern pike) is the source of this 1965-nucleotide messenger RNA. RefSeq names its product G patch domain containing 4 (gene gpatch4). Bases 192 to 1529 code for a protein of 445 amino acids. Gene Ontology annotation, biological process: regulation of ribosome biogenesis. Gene Ontology annotation, cellular component: nucleolus. Lineage: Eukaryota; Metazoa; Chordata; Actinopteri; Esociformes; Esocidae. The record is from RefSeq and is a predicted model, not a curated record. Gene Ontology annotation, molecular function: nucleic acid binding. The transcript has 7 exons.